UGAAAAAGCAGCAGCAGCCCCGGCAGAGGCAUGGCGGCCGCGGGGAUGAAGAGAAAGCAGCAGAGGCAGCGCGGAGCUUCUGCUUCGGGCUCAACGGCGGGGGGCGCAGCACGCAAGAAGCGCAAGCUCCCUGUUGCCGAGGAGAAAGCGUGGCAGAAAGCUGGCUCUAAGUUGAAUGAGGAGAUUUCCAGCGAUUCUGAACCAGACAUCCCAGCAAGGAAAAAGAACAAUGAAGCAGCAGAUGAAAUUGAGGAGACAGCACAAGAAAAGAAACUAAGAUUAGCAAAGUUAUAUCUGGAGCAGCUUCGACAGCAAGAAGAGGAAAAAGCUGAAGAAGAGGCCUUUGAGAAGGAUCUGGUUGCUGGCCGGCUGAAGGAAGAUGUGCUCGAACAGAAAGGAAAAUUGCAGCGACAAAUUGCCAAAAUCUUGCAGCCUCCAGACGCGUCUGAAAUCAGGGUACUACGAGGUCACCAGCUCCCCAUCACCUGUUUGGUCAUCACACCAGAUGAUAAAUACAUCUUCUCUGCAGCCAAAGACUGUUCAAUCAUCAAAUGGGAUAUUGAGAGUGGGAAGAAGGUGCAUGUGAUCCGCAGAGGAAAGAAGGGGUCAAAGGACAACCAUGUUGGCCACACAGCACACAUUCUCUCCAUGGCUGUCUCAUCGGAUGGUAAAUACCUGGCUACAGGAGAUAGGAACAAACUUAUUUUGAUCUGGGAAGCUGCAACCUGCAGCCACCUGUAUAAGUUCACAGGUCACCGUGAUGCCGUAUCGGGCCUGUCUUUCCGGAAGGGGACCCACCAGCUGUACAGCGCUUCACAUGAUCGUUCAGUCAAAGUGUGGAACGUGGCUGAAAAUGCUUACGUGGAAACUCUGUUUGGUCAUCAAGACAUGAUCACAGGGCUGGACAGCUUGAGUCGGGAGUGCUGUGUGACGUCAGGAGGGAGGGACGGCACUGUCAGAAUCUGGAAGAUCCCUGAGGAAGCCCAGCUGGUGUUUUAUGGGCACCAGGGCUCCAUUGACUGUAUUCAGCUGAUCAAUGAGGAGCAUAUGGUGUCUGGUGCGGACGAUGGGUCAGUAUGCCUCUGGGGUCUCUCAAAAAAGAAACCACUAACCACAGUGAAGAAAGCCCACAGUCUCCAUGGCACAGAGGGCCUGGAACAACCAUACUGGAUCUCUUCAGUUGCUGCUUUGCUGAACAGUGACCUUGUAGCCACAGGUUCGCACAGUGCCAGUGUGAAGUUGUGGAAGUGUGGAGAGGGAUUCCGGAGGCUGGAGCCACUCUUUGAGAUUCCCCUGGUUGGCUUUGUUAAUAGCUUGAAGUUCUCAAAUUCUGGAAACUUCCUAGUUGCUGGAAUUGGACAAGAACACAGAUUGGGUCGCUGGUGGAGGAUCAAAGAGGCCAAGAACAGCAUUUGCAUUAUUCCACUCAAGAAGACUACAGCAGGAAACUCACAGAUACCUGAUGAAGGCUCCUAAUAUUCUAUAACCUGUUUAUUAAAGCCAUAUUUUGUGUUUGUAAAA
This is a messenger RNA of Lacerta agilis (Sand lizard), 1521 nucleotides long. RefSeq names its product ribosomal RNA processing 9, U3 small nucleolar RNA binding protein (gene RRP9). The record is from RefSeq and is a predicted model, not a curated record. Gene Ontology annotation, cellular component: small-subunit processome. The transcript has 15 exons. Bases 31 to 1476 code for a protein of 481 amino acids. Gene Ontology annotation, molecular function: protein binding; snoRNA binding. Lineage: Eukaryota; Metazoa; Chordata; Lepidosauria; Squamata; Lacertidae.